Molecule: messenger RNA, 519 nt
Organism: Capsicum annuum
Lineage: Eukaryota; Viridiplantae; Streptophyta; Magnoliopsida; Solanales; Solanaceae
Exons: 1
Coding region: 1-519 (172 amino acids)
Source: RefSeq, a predicted model, not a curated record
AUGGCACCAGAAAAUCAACCAACGACGGGUCCUCCGAUUUUUUCAGGCAAGAAUUAUCAUAUUUGGGCCAUUAAAAUGAAAUCUUAUUUGAAGGCUCUCAACUUGUGGGAUGUUAUUGAGAAAGGAGAACCUGCUGUCCAGCCAUUGAGAGACAACUCAAAUCUCAAUGAUAUCAAAACGUAUGAUGAGUUAGUGACUAGAUCUCCAAGAGCUCUCACUUGCAUACAUUCAAGCCUUAUGGAAGUGAUGUUUACAAAGAUUAUGGCUUGUGAGACAGCCAAAGAAGUAUGGUAUAAGCUAAAGGAAGAGUUUGAAGGCAACAACAAAGUGAAGUUUGUCAAGGUCUUAACCUUGAAGAGGGAGUUUAAGCUCUUGAAGAUGAAUGAAUCCGAUAGUGUGAAAGAAUACUCUCCCAAGCUGAUGGAUAUUGUGAAUCAAAUAAGAAUACUUGGUGAAAAUUUUUCAGAUCAGAAAGUUGUGGAGAAGAUCAUGGUCAGCCUUCCGGACAAGUUUGAAUAA